Parnassius apollo (apollo) is the source of this 1383-nucleotide messenger RNA. The record is from the annotation of a GenBank genome assembly. NCBI's taxonomy places the organism in Eukaryota, Metazoa, Arthropoda, Insecta, Lepidoptera, Papilionidae.
AUGAAUUUUUUUAUAUUUAUCUGUGUAUUAUUAUCAGAGGUUGAAAAUGUAGAAUUUGAAUAUCUUAAUAUUUACUUAUCUGAGACUCUGGAAUUACCUACCUUACCUGAAAAUUGUCAAAUUGUAUCUAUAACUAAAGCAACAGAGGAACCCAUUGUUAUUGAAAUGACUGAACCUACCUUACUUGAGACUAUUAACUAUAGUAGCAUCACCCCUUCCACAUCUGUUACUAGCCAUAAUAAUAUAGACAAAGAAAUCAAUGAUGACAGAGUUUCGAUUUCUCCGAACCUGUCAUUUGCUGAGAGUAACGUUCAAGAAUUAAGUCAUGAAAUUGGCAGUAUGAAUUUACAUGAAACCUAUGUUCAAGAUGGUGCGAAUAAUAUAGAAGAUGGAAGCAACCACGAAGACUUAGUUCCUUAUGAUAUUCAUUCUGACUCUAUGUCUGAUAGCGAUUAUCCAGAUAAAAGUAAAAAACGAAAGAAAAGAGCACAAAUACAAAAGUCUAAUUGUGACGUAUUGUGGGCAUAUCGCUUGUUCACUCGGAUCACUUUCUCUGUCCUAUUUUGGCAUCGCUUCUUGGACUCGUUGCAGCGGGGCGCGCAUACUUCACCCCCGCUAAGAAAGGACAGAUUAGAUUAUUUGUUUUUGUCAUACACACGAACUAAUACGAUGCAGCGUACUCCGCCACUAACAACACCUCCGUCACAGAAGCUAAAAUAUUCGUCAAAUCCAGAACUACCCGAAACGUGUGGCGCUGAUGAUAAUACUUUUGUGAGUCUCCGAAAACGUAAGCAGCCUGAUGAUAAAAAUGUUAAGGCGGUACUAGAGUUCGUUGAGCAAAAAAUUAAUGAUCAGCUCAGCUCAUGGAAAUUACAAUUGGACAUCACCAUUGCCGAAAGUAUCAGAAAUUCAAUCGAUACAGUUAUUGAUAGAGAGCUAAAGAAAAUAUCAGCGACUAUAAGUAACUCCUUUAAAGAAUUAGGAGAUAGAUUGGAUACAAUCGACAAAUCCUUAUCUUAUACGAUGGAAAGGCAGGAUAGUAUUGAAACGCGUCUGACACAGGUAGAAAGCCAGCUGAGAUCGAACGAUGAUGUAACCAGCCAGAUUAACCUAUUACAAGAUAAAAUUGAUGCAAUGGAGCAACAGGCGCGGCUUUAUAACGUCGAGAUUGCUAACUUACCAGAACGACGUGAUGAAAACCUUCUAUCUAUUAUUGAAAAGAUUGGUUGUGUCAUCAAACACCCUGUCAGCAAAUCGGACAUUGUAUCAGCCCAUAGAGUGCCACAUUUCGAUAAAAAGUGUUCGCGUCCAAAAAAAUGUUAUUAUAAAAUUUACAACGAAAAUAAUCCGCGACAACUUCAUCACGGCAGCACGGGCAAAUAA